Molecule: messenger RNA, 813 nt
Organism: Aspergillus fischeri NRRL 181
Lineage: Eukaryota; Fungi; Ascomycota; Eurotiomycetes; Eurotiales; Aspergillaceae
Exons: 1
Coding region: 1-813 (270 amino acids)
Source: RefSeq, a predicted model, not a curated record
AUGGAUGAUACCUACUUCCCUGAUGAGCUUUGGCUCGAUAGGGAAAUCCAAUUCACCUCUCCUUCACCCUCCGCCUGGAAAUUGACCGUGAAACUCAAGGAAAGCAUUAGGCUUUUGAGCGAGAAAGAAUCCGAGGAAUACCAAGACACUUCCUUGUCUAUCGCUAUGUUUGAAUGCCACCGCUCUAGCGAUCCGACUAAGCAAGCACGAAUCGUAAUCUAUACACAGAUCCCAAAUAAGGGAACCCAGGCUCUGCCCCCCGACAUGCGCCGCAGACAAGCUUCCGGCGAGGGCCCUGACGGCUUACAAGAGGAGCUUGAAGCCUACGAACGCCUGGCCAAUCACCAGAUUGAUUUUACUCCUCAACUCGUCGGCUUCAAGCACGAAAAACAAGAUGUUAACGGUCUGGUCCCGGACGGGUUCGUGUCUUACAUAGCCCACACCAAGGUUCCCGGCGUCGUUCUGGGCCAGAGGUUUUACCGCUUUGGAGAUGGUUCUGAUAUCCCGGACUCAGAUGCGCACAGUACCAGACCGCCAGGAAAGCGUAUCACGCAGUAUAGCAUUCCCGAAGGGCUGUUCUGGACCAUGCGCAAAAGUGAGAGAGACCUGAUUCGGGCCAAAUUCAGCGUGAUUUACAGGUCAGCACCCAGUAAUUGUCGUCUGGCUUAUACCGACCUUUCUUCUCGUGGAAGGAAACUUCUCGCAGCAAGUGUCAAAGUCGAAAUUCCUUUUCUGGACAAUCUGUUUUGGGAUCAGAAUACACAGAAACUGUCAGUCUUCACUUUGACUCUUUCACAGCGGAUGAUAAUCUAA